Messenger RNA from Talpa occidentalis (Iberian mole), 1761 nucleotides. RefSeq names its product family with sequence similarity 220 member A (gene FAM220A). Gene Ontology annotation, biological process: negative regulation of transcription by RNA polymerase II; protein dephosphorylation. Gene Ontology annotation, molecular function: STAT family protein binding. Lineage: Eukaryota; Metazoa; Chordata; Mammalia; Eulipotyphla; Talpidae. The record is from RefSeq and is a predicted model, not a curated record. Gene Ontology annotation, cellular component: nucleus.
AUGAGGGACAGAAGAGGGACUCUCCGCACCUGCCCUGCAGAAGUGAAGGGAGAGGGAGAUGAUUUGGACAAACUAUUAUGUAGACUUAAAAGAACUCAGGAAGAUCCUUGUCCACCAGACACACCUUGCUGGAUGAAUAGUCCUGCGGUUGAUGUCAAUGGAAAUUCACCAAAUGAGGAGUUAUCAUUGGAAAUGAAAAAUGGCCUGAGAGAGGUCAGCCUCUUGCUUCACAGUGUCAACAAAGUGCUCCCGUAUUUGAGAGAAUCAAUAAAAUCGGCUUCUGCAGCGGUUCAGAGCAAGACUGCGGAUCUGUUCUCUGCUCCUGCAGAAGAGCGUUUUGCUGGGGUGUCUUGUGGUGGUGGGGAAACUGUGGUGAGGGACUGGCUUGAAGGAGGCCCCAGUGUCACUGACAGCCACAGAGGACAGUGCUGCAAAGGAGAGCCCUGGUGGGGGUCAGGACUACUGUACGCUCAAAUGCAGUCCGAAGUGGGGACUUCUAAGGAUGAACCACCAAGUGCUCUUCCCGAGGGUCUAGGCUCUGAGUUAAAACCAUUUUGCCUGCAUUCUGUCCUGUCUACACCACUGCACUCACUUCCCAAAGUAUUCCUGAAUGAUGAGACAAAACAUGUUUUCCUUAGCCAUUCAAAGCCCAUGUUUCUAGAGCAAACAAUAGGAUAUGAGCAAAUACUCUCAAGUGUAAAAAGUACCUCAAAUGAUCUGCAGAUAACACUGGGGUUACUGGCUCUACAAGCUUUUGAACUAACAGAUCCAUUAUGCCAUAGUUAAGGUACAAGCAGAACAAUGAAAACAGUGAGAUUAAUUUUAAAAGUUUAGGAUGAGUUCUUUCACGCCAGGUCUGGGCACAAACAGUGCAGUCAUGAAGUUCCUGCUUUGAUUUGUGUGACCAGACAAACUUAGGUGGAAUUGAACCUCCUGGAAAGCUGGUUGAUGUGGAAGGAAAUUCCUAAGCAUGUUUUUUAGAUUGUGCUUGAAAGAUAUUCAGGAUUGAGUAAUCAUUUCAAGGAGAAUAUUGAUCCUAUGUAAACAUCAGAUUAGAACAUAAAGAGUUAACAUAACGUUCUUCAUGUACCUUCCACAUUGAUUCUAAAGGGCUACUGUCCCAGAUAGCAUCUGUCUGUCCAGACUGUCUCUGAUCAUCUAACGGAAGUGGAGACUGAUAGGAAUCAGCCCUUCUGCAGUUGUGCUUAAGCCUUGCUGAGUACAUGGUAAACUGUUACUGUUUCUACAUUUUGUAGGAUAAUUUUGGUCUGCAGCAAAAUUUUAUUUUUCUUUCCACUUGAAAUGCAAUUCAAAUGGAGGCCCAAUGGUGAAAGUUGCAAUAUUAAACUUAACUUUAUAGAAUAAUCCUUUUGCAGACUAGGAACCUUUGCAGUGUUACCCGAAAUAAAAAUGAGCUUGAGACUAUUUGCUGUAGUUCAGUGAUAAGCAAAUCAAGUAUUUCCAUUAUAGAAAAUUUCCCAUUUCUAGGAAUUGAGGUAUCUUUUACACUAGGAUUUUUCUGAGGUAACUCCUUUUGUUGUUGAGAACUUUGAUAAAGGUCAUUUAAGAGUAUAAGUUUUAAGGAGUCCCAGAGUGAGGCUUCAAACAACCAUUUUCUGGAUUUAUUGAUUGCAAAUAUCAGUUUAUAUUGUGUGCUAAAUUACUAUGCUAUGUGCUAUUUUAGUGUUUUGGGAAAAUGAAAAAUAAAAUUGCCCUUCGGCAUAAUAAAUGUCUUAUUUUACGUGUGUAGUCUUGGCUCAC